Vigna angularis (adzuki bean) is the source of this 862-nucleotide messenger RNA. RefSeq lists its product as uncharacterized. The record is from RefSeq and is a predicted model, not a curated record. The coding region runs from base 138 to 512 and encodes 124 amino acids. The transcript has 2 exons. Lineage: Eukaryota; Viridiplantae; Streptophyta; Magnoliopsida; Fabales; Fabaceae.
UUAAACAUGGCCAGCUAAUUUCAUGAAAGCACAACCAUCGUAUUCAACGCCUAUCCUCUUCUCCCUCACACCCAAAACUUCUUCUGCUGUAAACCAUACUUAAGAGCUGCAUUAAAUUCGUCUAAUUUUCCCAACAAAUGGGUGACAGAACUCUCGUUCCAAUUUUCGUCUUCUGGGCUUUCCUUACAAUGAUCACUCCCACACUCAUUCUUUUGUCAGAGAAUUCAAAGGCAGACCUCCAAUCAAAUGGAAAUAUAACUGAGGGAGUGAAACUAGGAAGAAUGAUUGUGCACACAGAAAAUUAUAUCAUAGAAACAGCAUCAAAGCCAGCCAAGUUUGAAGAGGAAUUAGCACCAGCUCCAGAACCAUUACCAAAUACUGCAAGAGUUACUCCAACUGUGUCACUCUCACAUCAGAAUCGUACUCUUAAACACAAUACAACCCAUGAUGUGCUUACUCUCUCUUCUCCCAGAACAAUACACUUCAAAGUCAAACAAACAGAUAUCAGAUAAACAACUACUCGGUUCUGCUUUGCAGGCUUUGGAUCUCAGAUUGUUGUGUCCUCAAACCUUGUGGAAGAAGAACAAUUUAAGUUGGUGAGAAACAGAAUUAAUUCAUUACAUAGUUACAUUGUAGAUAUCUACAUAUGUUCAUACCAUGAUUCUAAAUUGAUAUAAUUUGGUUCUUUCGCAAAGGCUGGUCCCAAGACCAAGUAAUCCCAUUGGAAAAUUUUAUAUGUUAGGGAAAUUCUGUUUAUGAAGUUAUGAAACGAUAGGAAGUGUCUAUCAUACCAUCAUGAGCAAUAACAUUUUAUAAAACUAAAAGGGGUAAUCAACAAAAUCUGUACUUGCACCGAUUAAUG